AUGAUAAAUAAUAAUUUUAAUACGCCAUCGUCAUUUAGUCGACAUACUGAGACAAUCGAAAGCUCAAUUGUUACUUGGUUAUGUCUUGAUGAGAACGAGUGUCAUGAAGAUAGUAAACAUAUGAAAGUUAAUCUUCAAAAUUUCGGUUAUACAAUAGAAAAUUUUAAUGAUACCGACGAAUGCAUAGAUUUUAUUACUACGUUUACAUAUAAAAAACAUUUUCUGAUUAUAUCAGGAUUAAUUAAUGAAUAUUUUUUAUUAUUAAUUCAUGAUAUACCACAAAUUAUUUCCAUCUAUAUUUUACAUGAAAAUGGUGUCAGAAACGAGGCAUGGAGCAAAGAAUUGAUCAAGGUAAAGGGAUAUUUUCCUCAUAUGGAACAUAUCUGUAAUUUAAUCCAAGAGGAAACCCAAUGGGAUUGUUAUCAAUCCGAUUCUAUUAGUAUCUUUUCACCAAAAGAUAUUUCCAACCAGCGUCAAGAUAUACUUCCGUCAGAGUUUAUGUACUCACAACUGCUAAAAGAUACUUUUCUUAUACUUUCUUACGAUGAUAAAUCGCGAACAGAAUUUAGUGAUGCAUUACGUCAAACAUAUGCUCAGACUGAUCACGAUUUACGAGCAAUUAAUGAUUUUGAAACAAAUUAUUAUCAACACUCACCGAUUUGGUGGUAUACGAAAGAAUCAUUUCUUUAUGUUACAUUGAAUCGAGCAUUAAGAAUGUUAGACUUGGAUAUGUUAUUGAAAAUGAGUUUUUUUAUGCGUGAUUUACAUCAACAAAUUGAACAACUGCAUUGCAUCUCGUAUAAUCAACAGCAAUUAAUGUUAUACAGAGGACAAGGGAUGUCAAACUUGGAUUUUGAAAAGUUAAAACAGAGUGAGAAUGGUCUUUUGUCCUUUAAUAAUUUCUUAUCAACAAGCACUGAUCGAGAAGUAUCAUUUCAUUACGCAGACAGUGUACGUUCUAUGAACAAUACAGUUGGUAUUUUAUUCGAAAUGGAAAUAAAUCCUCCGAUAACAUCGACUCGAUUUGCAACAUUGGAUAACAUCAGUUAUUACGGUGACUCCGAGAAGGAAGUUCUGUUUUCUACACAUGCUAUUUUUCGAGUUACGAAAUUGGAACAAUUGGAAGAUCAGUUAUGGCAAGUACAACUGAGACUAACAAAUGAUACCGAUGUUGAAUUGAAACAAUUGACUGAUUAUUUCGAAAAAGAUACUAAAAAAUUAAAAGGUAUAUAUCAAUUGACUAGUUUGUUAAUGAAAAUGGGACAAUAUGAUCUAGCUGAAGCGAUUUACCAAAACUGGAUAAAGGACACUCCUUCUGAUGACUGGGAAACACUCGCAGACCUGUACCAUGAAAUUGCUUGUGCAAAAAAGGGUAUCGGUGAGUUUUCUCUUGCAUUUGAUUAUUUUAAGAAGUCGAUUGAUCUAAAAGGAAAAUAUCUUCGAAGCAAUGAUUUUGAAAUGGGCCACAUUUAUAAUAAUCUGGCUGGAACAUAUAAAGAUGCAUCUGAUUACGACAAUGCUUUAUUAUUUUAUCAAAAGGCACUCACUAUCUAUCUUAAGCAUAGUACUGACGAUAAAACGAAAUUGGCUUCCACUUAUAACAAUAUCGGUCUUGUGUAUAUGAACGUUAAAGAACACAUGAAAGCUCUUUCAUAUUUUCAGAAAUCCUUAGAAAAACUUCAAGGAAGGGUGCCUGAUAAUCAUCCAGACUUGGCCACAACUUAUGAUAAUAUGGCUCAGGCAUAUAUUGGAAUGAACGACGCUAUAAAUGCGCUGCCAUAUUCUGAAAAAGCACUUGAUAUACAUAAAAAAACACUUCCUAGUAAUCAUCCAUUGCUAGCUACUACUUACAACAAUAUUGGUGUCUUGUAUUCUCAUCUAAAGGAUACUAAUAAUGCACUUUUACACUAUCAAAAGGCCGUAGAAAUUAUGCUAACAUUAUCUUGUUUCAAUUGUCAGUACUUGGCAGGUACAUAUAGAAAUAUUGCUCAAAUCCACAUAGUUAUGGAAGAGUUUAUGAAAGCCUUGUCAUUUCUACAGGAAUCUUUGGAUGUAUGUCAAAAAACCGGUUCUUUCUCCAUCGAUGAAGCUCUGACACUGCAGAGCAUUGGAGAUGUAUAUCAGAUUGUCGAAGAAUAUGAGCUAUCGUUACCUUAUUAUCAAAAAGCACUUGAUAUUUAUAACCAAUUUCCUUUAAAAAUCCAAUAUCAAUCAUAUGAGCCAUAUAUUGGUAUGGGUGUAACAUAUGGCUUAAUGGAAAACUAUGCGAUGGGUAUAUCGUGUCUCGAUAAAGCAUUAGAAUACUAUCAAAAAUCUUCCACAGACAAUCCUAAGGAUGAAUUUCGCAUGUACAGUUAUAUGGGGAAGUUUUAUAUGUUAAUGGGAAAAGAUUCAAAUGCUAUAUCGUAUUGGACAAAAGUGUUGGAGAUAAAUCAAGUAUUAUCUGCUCUCGAUCAAUCAGAUGUUGCUUCCAUGUAUGAUUUCGUAGGUAAAACUCAUUACGAAAUGAAAAACUACUCAGCUGCACUUGUUCAUUACAAGAAAGCACUUGAAGUUAAAGAAAGGACAUUUUCCUGCGAGAAUUGGUCUUUACGAGAUACUUACAAAAGGAUUGCAGAAAUUCUAAUAGAAACAGGUGACCUUUUAAAUGCUCUUUCGUACUUCAAAAAGUUAAUCGAGAUAUAUGAAACAUCGGAAAAUUCUUAUCCCUUUCAAUUGCACUUUGAUCUAUGUUAUGCCUAUGGUAUGAUCGGUAGAGUAUACAGUCUAUUGAAACAAUUUAAGGAAUCACUCAUAUAUUAUGAAAAGGUUCUUCAAAUUGUUGAAAAAAAUUUAUAUAUGUUUCGUAGUGUACAUGCUUUUGCUAAUAGAAAUGUUGGAUUAGCACAUAGUUAUGUUGGAAAUUAUUCUACUUCAUUAAUUUAUCUUAAAAAAUAUAUUGAGAUCGAAGAAAAUCAAGCAGAUCCAGAGUACAAAGAGCUUGCCAUUGCAUACAAUAGUAUGGGUAUGUCGUAUAUGGAACUUCACGACUAUGCAAAUGCUAAUCUAUAUUUUAACAAAGCUCGAAGAAAAUGUGACGAAUGGUGUCCGCUAGAAUAUCGUUUGCUUUCAACUAUACACUUUCACUUGGCUCAAGUGUUCGAACAACUACAUGAUUAUCCAACGGCUACACAGCAUGCUAAUACUGCAGUAGAACUAUCUCUUUUAGCGUUUGAACCUAAUCAUCCGGAAGUGAAAGCAAAUCAAGUUUAUUUGGAGAAAUUAUACAAAUAUUUGUCUUGA
Molecule: messenger RNA, 3282 nt
Organism: Adineta ricciae
Lineage: Eukaryota; Metazoa; Rotifera; Eurotatoria; Adinetida; Adinetidae
Source: the annotation of a GenBank genome assembly